CCUUAUAUAUAAAACCAUCUAUUCCCACUUUCUUCUCCACUCCCUCUUCUUCUCUUCUUCCCCCAACAAACUAAACCAAACCAAACCAUACCAUUAAGAAACAACACAUCUAUCUCAGUCCCCAAACCAAGAAACCCUAAAUUAAAUUCAUGUGCUCCUCCGGGUCUACCAGUGCUGCACCAACAAGACCUUGUUACUUGGAACAAGGCCACGGCUUGGCUUCCUUAAAACACAUGGAUGCGUGUCAUAAUCGUGCCAACAACUUUGUCUCUAGGUCCAUGACCAUGGGUUACGGCACUUCCUACCACAGAACUAGUUUAAGGAACAACAACAACAACAACAACAACAACGUUUCUGUUUCUUCACCAAGAUCUGCGAGAUUCUACGACGCCAGAUUCGAAGAUCAACACCACCCCCACUUCCUCUCCGCUUGUUUCCUCUGCAAAAAAUCUCUCGGGGACAAUAGAGACAUCUUCAUGUAUAGAGGGGACACACCGUUUUGUAGCGAAGAGUGCAGGCAAGAGCAGAUUGAGAUAGACGAAGCCAAAGAGAAGAAUAGGAACCUUUCUUCAUCGAUGAAAGCUUUAAGGAACAAGGAGCAGAGAAAUAAUAAUAAUAAAUCCACGUCGCCAAACAAGGCGCAACAAGACUACUCGUUCCGUACGGGGGCAGUUGCGGCGGCGUAGGGUACAAGUACAACGUAGGAUUCCUCGAGAGAGGAACCAACAAAUGAACGAACGGAACUGAGGGCAGUGUUCCCGGAAAAGGAAAGAAAACAUUUUUAGAAAAGAAGAAAAAAAAAGUGUGACUGAAAAGGAAAGUAAACAAAGGGAAGUUAAGUUGCGAGCUUUGGUUUACUUCUCUUCUUUUUUUUCUUUCUUUCUUUCUUUCCACGAACAAAGGGUCUCAAAGAGAAAGGGGAAUUUUGUGAGCUGUGAAUGGUAUACGUGUGGCAAAGUGUGUGUGCUUACAACAGUGGGAGAUUCUCUCUGCCAAAUGACUCAAAAUUUUCGGGUUUGCUUUUUUUUUUUUCUUUUUCUUUUAUUUUUUAUGGGGAUCAAAUUUGGUUUUGUUUCCUUUUGUAUAUCACCCUACCUCGUUGAGUUAUAGUGGUUGUGCUAAUAGUUUCAGUUUUUCAAAAAACGGAAACUGAAUACAAUGGAAAUUUUCUCUACUUCGAUGUUC
Messenger RNA from Glycine soja, 1185 nucleotides. RefSeq names its product FCS-Like Zinc finger 2-like. Bases 150 to 686 code for a protein of 178 amino acids. Lineage: Eukaryota; Viridiplantae; Streptophyta; Magnoliopsida; Fabales; Fabaceae. The record is from RefSeq and is a predicted model, not a curated record. The transcript has 2 exons.